AUGAAAUUCCUGAUUGCCUUGUUGGUAUUUGUGGCUGCAAUGGCCAGCGCCUACUGCGGUGCCAUCACCCUGGAGAGCGAAAACGAUCACCUGAACGUGGACUCUGAUGCUGGUCUCACACGUAGAGCUCGUGGUUAUGGCGGCUAUGGUGGAUUCGGCGGUUUUGGCAGACGUGGUUUCGGCGGUGGUUUUGGUGGCUUCCCCGGUGGCGGUUAUGGUGGCUUCCCCGGUGGUGGAUAUGGUGGAUACCCAGGCGGUGGUUUUGGUGGCGGUAUUGCCAGUGCCCAGGCCAGCGCUCAAUCCAGUGCUUUUGGCGGUGGUCUUGGUGGCUAUGGCAGAUAA
Messenger RNA from Stomoxys calcitrans (stable fly), 342 nucleotides. RefSeq lists its product as uncharacterized. The record is from RefSeq and is a predicted model, not a curated record. The coding region runs from base 1 to 342 and encodes 113 amino acids. The transcript has a single exon. NCBI's taxonomy places the organism in Eukaryota, Metazoa, Arthropoda, Insecta, Diptera, Muscidae.